AUGAUUCGCACUUUGGGCCUGCAGCUGCAAGCGUUCGAUUAUGGAUCGUUCACCGAUGAUGUCGGUAUCGAGUGGCGAAAGUGGCUACGAUCGUUCGAAGCGAUGAUGCGAGCCAGCCGUAUAGACGACGAAGAUUGGAAGAAGGACUUACUGCUGCACUAUGCGGGACCCAGUGUUCAAUUGUUGUUCGACACCUUACCGGAGCUACCAGAAAAGGAAAUGCGUGGUCCAUUGUUCAACGCGGAGCGUUAUAUUCUAAACAUGACCAGCUACGAGGAGGCAAAAGUCAAGUUGAAUGAGGUGUUCUUGCCCAAGGAAAAUUCAACAUAUGAGCGUCAUCUGCUUCGACAGAUGCAACAAAAAGCGGGUGAGAGCAUCGACGCUUUCACUAUCAGGCUCAGGGUCCAAGCGGAACGCUGCGGUUUUGGUGACAGAUUGGAUGAAAAUAUCAAGGACCAAAUCAUUCAGAACUGUCAAUCAGCUGCUCUCCGUCGCGAGUUACUGAAGCGAGGUGAUGUAAGUCUGGAAGAGAUGCUAAGUACGGCUAAAAUUUUCGAAACCGUCGCCCAGCAAGAGAAAUCCUUCGCUAAUGGAGAUGGAAUGAAAACUCCAGUUAAUGAUGUCAACAAGGUCGAUCUAACACCUUCCCUCGGCAAGAGGAUGCGGUUUGCUGAUCCAAGUCAAUUCGAGUGUCAUCGUUGUGGAUUCGUGACUAAAGACGACUCAUGUCCGGCAAGAGGAAAAACCUGUAACAAGUGUCUCGGCAAAAAUCAUUUUGCGAAGAAGUGUCGUACAAGACAGCCGAUUAAACCGAAAAGUUAUCCCAAGAGCGAAUGCACAGGAAGGAUUCUCACGGCAAAUCCAAGGACCAGUAAGGACGAAGAUACGGUGAAACACAUCGCUGAGGAUUCGGUUGACGGCAUCGCGGAAUACGUUUUUAAUGUGACAUCUUGUGACGGCAGGCAACGGUGA
Messenger RNA from Toxorhynchites rutilus septentrionalis, 972 nucleotides. RefSeq lists its product as uncharacterized. The record is from RefSeq and is a predicted model, not a curated record. Lineage: Eukaryota; Metazoa; Arthropoda; Insecta; Diptera; Culicidae. The transcript has a single exon. Bases 1 to 972 code for a protein of 323 amino acids.